UUUUUUUUUUUUGGAGUUUAUUAAAAUUUAAAAGGGUGUUUUUUUUUUUUGUCUUUUUUUUUUUUAAAGUCAUUAAACAAUUUUGCAUUUAGGGUUUUUUUUGUACUGCAUUUAAUACAUAAAAGUUUGUGAAUUGCCUCCAACACUUUUAGCAAAAAAAACCUAGUUCCGAUGAUAUAAAGGUGAAGCAGUCAAGGGUUUAUUCUUUUACUGAACACCCUAGUUUUGUGGCCGUUAUAUAAAAGAUUUAGCUAGUUAAAUAUGUUGUCACAAAUUCUGAAUUUGGCAGAGAGAACAGAAAUGGAGGAAUUGAUAGGAAACAUGAUUGAAGGAUUGAACUCGGAAAUCAAGCAAUGCGAACAUUCUGCAUUCGUGAACAACACUUGCACAUCUUGCAAAAAAACCAUAAACGAGUGCGACAAUCCCACCACCAUACCACUCCACUACCUUCAACCCGAAUUCUCCGUCACAGGCGAAACGAUGACCCGCCUUCGGAACCGGAAUUUCAACGACCUGAUCAAACACAAGAAGCUCCACCUAGUUCUCGACCUGGAUAACACGUUAAUACACGCGUCAGACCUCGGACAAAAGCUUAAGGAAGAUGAUGAUAUAUACGAGAUUUUGUACGGUAUGUAUUUGAUCAAGUUAAGGCCUGGAGUUCGUGAUUUUCUGGAAAAAGCGAGCACCAUGUUUGAGAUAUCGAUUUGCACCAUGGCUGAUGAAGUCUACGCGGAGGCGGUGGCUAAAUUGCUUAAAUCGAACAAGGUGAGCGAAAACCUUAGGUUUUCGAGGGUGAUAUGUCAUGAGCAUUACACGAAUUCGAAUCGAAAGGGGCUUGAUAUUGAGUUGUCUCAUGAACGGGUGGUUUUGAUUGUGGAUGAUUGUGAAGAGGUUUGGGUGGAUGAAAAUAAGGCUAAUUUAAUCAAAAUUAAACCUUAUGUUUCUUUCAAUCAAAAGUCGGAUAAUAAUAAUGAUCAGGAUCAGGAUCAAGAUCAAGAACUUGCUAGAGUUUUGGAUGUUCUAAAGACAGUCCAUUCUGUCUUUUAUGAUGACAAUGAAGAGAAUUAUGCUUCUAAGGAUGUAAGGCAAGUGCUUCAGAAUGUCAGGCAAGCUUAAUUAGUUGAGCAAUAAUAUGGUGGUUUAGUAGGAGUCUAAGCUUCUUUCAUUGUUUUUUUUGUUUCGUUUAAUUCAUCAAUGAUUAUAAUGUUCUCUUUGAUCUGAUUAAGAAAUUGAUAAUUGCAAAUUGCAACAUGAAUGUACACACAAACAU
Messenger RNA from Spinacia oleracea (spinach), 1270 nucleotides. Its product is annotated as RNA polymerase II C-terminal domain phosphatase-like 4. The record is from RefSeq and is a predicted model, not a curated record. Gene Ontology annotation, molecular function: RNA polymerase II CTD heptapeptide repeat phosphatase activity. The transcript has a single exon. Lineage: Eukaryota; Viridiplantae; Streptophyta; Magnoliopsida; Caryophyllales; Amaranthaceae. Bases 262 to 1116 code for a protein of 284 amino acids.